This is a messenger RNA of Dentiscutata erythropus, 580 nucleotides long. Lineage: Eukaryota; Fungi; Glomeromycota; Glomeromycetes; Diversisporales; Gigasporaceae. The record is from the annotation of a GenBank genome assembly.
AUGCCAGCUUCAAGUAAUAAAGAUAAAAAAGUAGCAAGAUUAAAGGUUCAGAGUGAUUCUGAAUCUGAAUCAUCUUCAGAGGAAGAAUCGUCUUCGUCAGAGGAGGAAUCGUCUUCGUCAGAGGAGGAAUCGUCUUCGUCAGAAGAGGAAUCGUCUUCGUCAGAGGAAGAAUCGUCAGAGGAAGAAUCGUCUUCGUCAGAGGAAGAAAAAAAUGUCAAAAAAUUAACGAGGUUAAAUGUUCAGAGUGAUUCUGAGUCUGAAUCAUCAUCGUCAGAGGAAGAAGAAAUUGUUAAAGAUAAAAAAAUAACGAGCUUAAAUGAUCAGAGUGAUUCUGAGUCUGAAUCAUCGUCAGAGGAAGAAGAAAUUGUCAAAGAUAAAAAAAUAACGAGCUUAAAUGAUCAGAGUGAUUCUGAAUCUGAAUCAUCUUCGUCAGAGGAAGAAGAAACUGUCAAAGAUAAAAAAAUAACGAGCUUAAAUGGUCAGAGUGAUUCUGAAUCUGAAUCAUCUUCAUCAGAGGAAGAAUCAUCUUCGUCAGAGGAAGAAGAAAAUGGCAAAAAAUUAACGAGUUUAAAUGAUCAGA